Molecule: messenger RNA, 3238 nt
Organism: Stylophora pistillata
Lineage: Eukaryota; Metazoa; Cnidaria; Anthozoa; Scleractinia; Pocilloporidae
Product: chloride intracellular channel protein 6
Biological process (GO): chloride transport
Cellular component (GO): cytoplasm; membrane
Molecular function (GO): chloride channel activity
Source: RefSeq, a predicted model, not a curated record
AAUAGUUGUUACUGUUCUCAUCGGUGGAGCCGAUUAGUCGUGUCGUUCGUUAGAGUUUGUUCGCACUAUUUUGCCGUUUGUUUUCCGAAAUGGCUGAUCAGUCGGAUCUAACGCUGUUUGUGAAGGCCUCGACCAUCAAUGAUGCGGAUUUCGGAGCGGACGUUUUUUCUCAGAGGUUCAUGAUGAUGUUUGUCUUGAAAGAUUUGCGGGUCAACAUCAGCCUGGUGGAUGCGAUUAAGAGCAGAAGCAUGAAAAAAUUACCAGCUUUGAAGAUAUUAAACGACGACGACCUAAUUGAGGAUCCCAAGGAUAUCGAGAAGUGUAUCGAAAAGAUGACUGCAGACCAUCCAUUGCGAAUUGAAAAUGACGAAAUUAACGAACUUGUAUUUAAAGGUCCUGGUAGCGGAGUUUACCAUAAGUUCAAUCAACUGGCGAAGAACACAGACCCAAACACAGAUGAAAGGCUUAAAGCGAAUCUUAAGGAGGAACUUGCAGCGCUCGAUGCGUUUCUUCGAUCGGAGAAAAUGCCCGGGAGAUUUCUCGGUGGCCACAAUUUAUGUCUUCCCGACUGUAUCUUGCUUCCCAAAUUGUUGCACAUCAAAGUGGUGGCCAAAGUCUUCAAAGAUUUCGAUAUUCCCGAAGAAUUAAUAGGCAUUCACAAGUACUUGGAUGCAGCUAGUGGUAAAGACGGAGAAACUUCAGAUAUCAAUGUCGAAGCGUUCACAAGAACCUCGCCAUCAGAAGAAGUGAUAGUGGAUGCUUGGUCUCGAUGGAUGAAGGUUCCGAACCCUCUACAGAGGCGAAAGAAGCCUUGAUGAUCAUCGAUUUUUGCAGAGAUAGCGGUUAUAAAUGUGGUCUUUAUAGAACUGGGAAUUAGGUCUGUAUUAACUACAACUCGUGUGAAUUUCUCCAGUUUUGUGAGGUAGUAGCUUUGUAAACGGCGUACAAAAGAACAGUGUGUGUACACGUGUUUUAUUUUACGAGUUUGAUAUUUACAUCCAUAUAUUUGUGAUUUGAAUUCUAAGCUAAUGCAGAUGUAGCGCCCAGUAAUUUCCCUCCCGCUGUCUAUGUUAGAUAUAUGCUUUGGGGAAUGAUUACAUUUAUUUUAUUUUUUCUAUCGUCAUAUUCAAUUCGUGAAGUUUUCAAAUUCCUUUAAGAUUGUAGCUUGCUUUCAUUCGUGCGUUUGUGUAAGACACACAUUUGUUGUUUGUACUGCUGUGUUCCGGUGAGCCUCCCGCUACAAUUUUUAUGCCACUUCGUCUCGGGCGAUUUUCGAUCGUGAACGGACAAUGAUGGUAUCGCCCGGCUGUUUUUUAUUCGUUGCUAAGGCAAAAUCCUUCUGGAACGAGGUUAGACGCGUUAUGUAGCCCUUCGCAUUCGAAAUACGCGUAUUGAAGUAAGCUAAUUGUUGAUUUUACUGAUUUACCUUUAAUUAAGGCACCUAAAUUAUUGCUUCAACGCCAGCAAUUUCUACUAUCACUCCCUCGGAAGGAUUAGGCAUGAUCAGAAUUCUUCAGGUUAGGCGUCAUGGCUUUAUUAUUAUUGUUUUUUUUCCGAUUUUGCAACAUGAUCUUGCUCAUAUCGUUGAAUGUUGUCAUGUCACGGUAGGCGAGCAGGGUGUCGCUAAAAUUGAUUGCGAUGUUGAAGUCUUCGUAGUUGUCAGAUUGUCUUUAUGAUUUCCCUGUAGACAAAAUGUGGCAAGCGAAACCUGCUGCAAGGGUGAAAAUUGUGACAGAAGAAUACCGAUGUGGUGGCUCACCAAUUAUUGUUUUCGUUUUUGUCAGGGCUUCAGCUAUAGUUCUAAGUUACCUUGAGUGUGAAUUAAGACAAAGAUGGGUUAGCUUAACGUCAAUACCUUUUUUGCUGAUAUAAUGAGGGGAAUUUGUUAACAGCCUAAAGGCACUCGCUAUCUGUUGGCUCCCAGUGGGAAAGGCAGCCAGUUUUCAUAUUAGAAUCUGGUUGCCACAGUUUCAUGACCUAACAGAUUGGAAUGUCACCAAGGGUUUGCAUAGAACUUGUAAUUGUCUGCCUUGUCAUGCUUUCAUUCCAUGUGACAUUUAUCUCUGUUUACAUAAGCACAGGAACAAAAGAACUUGUAUUUUCAAAACCCAGGGUGGGAGCACAAUAGAGAAAAAAUUUUCCUGUGACAGUAAACUGCUUUGUGAUGUUCUUAAUCAUAUUAUAUAUUUACCUUAUAAAAUCAAAAAGUUUUGAUUCCAGGAGACAUUAGAUAGGAUAGACCAGAAGACUAAGAUAUUGAUUUCAAAUGAAAUUUUUGAGAAUAUUUUAUAACUCAUUCCCAAAAACUGUGGACCAAGAAUGAUUAAUAAUGUAAUAAAAUAAAUCUUGCUCUGAUCCUGUAACAGAUAUCUUUCCAAUACAUGUGCACUAUUGCCUAAGAGUGAAGUCAAGGUACCAGUAGUAAAAUAUAGUUUUCUUGUGUUUUUUUUUUUUAUGAAGUUAGCCAAAGGUGCAGUGCUUAAAAGUACAGAGAAAAGCCAUCAAAGGCCCUGUUAAGACUACACCAAGAAAUUCAAGAAAACUGAAAAUAUUUUAAUCAAUUUUUUUUUGUUUUUGUCAAAGUGUUUGGACUUGAGACGUGCAAACUAUCUGUGUAACCACAAAUGUCCAUCAAUUGAUGUUGUUUUCACCUAAAAGUCAAUGGACAUUUCCUCGACCUGUAGAAUCUGGGAUGUUGUUACCACCCGCAAUGGACAUUUCCUUGACCUGUUGAAUCUAUUUUGAAAUCCUCAUGCACCAGCGUAACUAGUGCAGGAUCACUGCCCCUGUCUUACCAUUCUCUUCAUAGAUCUAUCUCUAAUGGGGUCAUGUAUAUGUAAUGGUACCACUUUGCUUGGUAUAAAUUACAAAAUAUGAUGACCUGUUUAAGGGUAUCUGUCAAGGAACAAUAGAUUUUGUUUUUUUUACUUAUUUACUCAACUUUAAUUAUACAGAUACUAACAAUAUACAAAUUGAAGAUAAAUUAACAACUAAAAAAAAAUAUUCACAAGAUGUGAAUAAUGAGGUCAGUUUAUACAGAAUUCGAAGAUUCCUUAUAAAAAUAAACUGCCUCAAUUAAAAGUAAAAAAAAUAUUACAUAUAAUAUAUUGCAUGGUAGCUCAAAUAGGCACCCAACAAAAAAACUGUAGGCCUCUAAAGUUAGUUGACUGCUUCUUCGAAGUUUGGUGGUACUUGUGAAAAUUUGGGUGAGUUAAUAAAAUUGUUUGCACCAAAUCUG